GCAGCCGGAUCCAGCCCGUAUGGAAGCCCCCAAAGUAAAAGCAGCCUCUACCGGUGCGCCGCGCGAGUCAGGAACGAACGAACGCCCAAGCCAAGAGGAGAGAGGCCAGCAGAAAACCCAGGGCGCGUCCAGCCAGCCGCCUGCGCACGCACCUCCUCCGCCCGCUGCUGCCAUGUCAUGACGACGCUCCGACGGCUCGCCGGCUCUUCGCCCUCUCCGUCGCCUCGUCUCCUCUCCCGCCUCCGCUCCGCCGCGGCCUCCGGUCUCCUGACGCGGCAGUACAGCACGAAGAAGGGAGGCGACGGCAUUGGUCUGCGGAACGGUGGCAGCUCUUCGGCGCCAAGGCCAGGAUUCGUGGAUCCUUCAUCGUGGAGAUGCUUUGACUCAAGGGCCGUUGGUAUUCCCCAGAAUGCUAUACCUCAUCAUGCGUGGACUAUUCUAAAAACACUCAGACUAAAAGGGUUUGAUGCUUAUCUUGUUGGGGGAUGUGUUAGAGAUUUGCUACUGAAAAGGAUACCUAAAGAUUUUGAUGUGAUCACUACUGCAAGUCUCAAACAGAUAAAGAAGAUGAUGAAACAUUGUGUAAUUAUAGGCAGACGCUUUCCAAUAUGUCAGAUUAAAAUGCAUGAAUCAACAAUUGAGGUUUCAAGCUUUAGUACGAAUGAUACUGAUAUGAAUGGAAGUGAAGAGGUAGAUUGCUCAGAAGGAGCAAAUAGUUAUAAUGAUGGGAAUAUUCUUCGCCGGAAUUCUAUGAAAAGAGACUUUACAAUAAAUAGUUUAUUCUUUAACCCAAUGAACUACAGAAUUUAUGAUUACGUGAAUGGAGUAAGUGAUAUGAGAAAAAAUAAGGUGUGUACAGUGAUUCCUGCCCAUGUUUCUUUCAAGGAGGACCCUGCCAGGAUUUUGCGUGGUUUGAGAAUUGCUGCCCGCCUUGGUUUCCAGUUUUCCAGCGAAACUUCUAAAGCAAUACGGGAUCUAUCUUCUUCUAUAAUGACUAUCCCCAAGGCAAGGUUGAUGAUGGAAAUGAAUUAUAUGCUAUCCUAUGGGGCGGCAGAGUCUACCGUUCGGUUACUUAGAAAGUAUGGACUACUUGAUAUUUUACUGCCUUUCCAGGCAGCAUAUUUGUCUGAUCAGAUGAAGGGAAGAUCAAGUGACCGAGAUUUGAUGCUCAUGAAACUAUUUGCUAAUCUUGAUAAAUUACUCUCAGCUGAUCGGCCAUGCCACCGCUCUUUGUGGCUAGCGCUGUUGGCAUUUCACAGUGCAUUGAUUAAUUCUCCACAAGAUGCCCAGGUAGUCAGGGCUUUUGCUGCAUUGCUGCAUUUCGGAACAUGGGAAAGCACCAUGAACUUCCUGGAACAAGAUGUUGGAGUUCGAGCUCCAUUUGUCCCAGAAACACUUGGGCCUUCUCAGACCAAACUGGAUAAUCUUAUGGAACAAAUAUCACAUCUAGCAUCUCUAGUCAAUUCUUCAGUACAAACAUUGACAUGUUUAGAUGCUCUGCAGCAAUCAGUAGCCAGACACUGGGAGCCUUCACAAUUUUCAGGAGUGGUGUUUGUGUCCAAAACCGAGGGGGGCAGGUUGUUGAGAAUAUUCGAGGGCCUUGAUUCUGACUUAACUUCAUAUGAUCGGAGACGAGGGAUGCGUCAGAUUGAUUACAGGCGGCUGAAAGAUUGGCAUCCUUCUGAGGUCCGCUUUGUUCUGGGUAAAGUGAUCUUGGACACUAUGAAUGAUGGGUUACCAUGUGCGUCAACCGAGGACACUGCUAUAACAAGAACGCCGUCUAGGAAUCUUGCCGAUGGAAUCCGUCCUGAGCUAUCCACAUUAUUUCAAUCGUAGUGAGGCAGCAAUCGUCUGUUCGUCGCUAGACACAAACUAGUCAGUCUCUUCUGUUCUCGGUCAAUGCUGCCAAACACUUCGAACUGCUCAGAUUUUGCUGGUACUGCAGGAUGGCCACAGCACAAACUUUUACUAACUGGUGCAUUAUUGUCGUAGCAAAACUUACCUGGAGAGAAUGGUAUCUAUGCCUUAGAACCCCCUGUUUCUUGUACAAUGUAGAGGGUAGACUGCAUAGGAAAUUUGUAAGGUUAUCUAGUUCACAUUUGUUCUGUUAUCUGUUGCUUCCUACAGUUUGAUUAAAUUAAGGUAACAUCCUUUAGACCCUUU
Phragmites australis (common reed) is the source of this 2163-nucleotide messenger RNA. RefSeq lists its product as uncharacterized. NCBI's taxonomy places the organism in Eukaryota, Viridiplantae, Streptophyta, Magnoliopsida, Poales, Poaceae. The record is from RefSeq and is a predicted model, not a curated record. Bases 178 to 1836 code for a protein of 552 amino acids. The transcript has 14 exons. Gene Ontology annotation, biological process: RNA processing. Gene Ontology annotation, molecular function: RNA binding; nucleotidyltransferase activity.